Chiloscyllium plagiosum (whitespotted bambooshark) is the source of this 1885-nucleotide messenger RNA. RefSeq names its product radical S-adenosyl methionine domain containing 1 (gene rsad1). NCBI's taxonomy places the organism in Eukaryota, Metazoa, Chordata, Chondrichthyes, Orectolobiformes, Hemiscylliidae. Gene Ontology annotation, biological process: porphyrin-containing compound biosynthetic process. Gene Ontology annotation, molecular function: 4 iron, 4 sulfur cluster binding; coproporphyrinogen oxidase activity. The record is from RefSeq and is a predicted model, not a curated record. Gene Ontology annotation, cellular component: cytoplasm; mitochondrion.
AGUGAAGGAGUAUUGGAGAAUCGGAAUUAACUGAGUUGUGGUUAAAGGGAGAGGCAUGUUGUGGCCUUGCACAGCUCACUGCCUAAUGCACCCUCUGCGACUGGCCAGGAACUGUACUGUGUCUCUGCCCCUGGCCAGGAGUUCAGGACAAUUCUCAGGCUGGGGAUUAACUGGGGGGCAGGUACCUGCAUACCUGGAUGAGGCCACUUUACAUCAAGCUGCAUUAUAUGUUCAUUGGCCAUUCUGUGAGAGAAGGUGCACGUACUGCAACUUUAACAAGUAUAUCUCCCCCAGCGUUGAUCAUGAUGCCAUGAGGGAUGGCCUUCUACGAGAGACAGAAACCCUGCUCAGUGUCAGCCAAGUGAAGGAGAUCACUUCGAUAUUCUUCGGUGGGGGCACACCAAGCCUGGCCCGACCGUCCACCAUCGCCCGUGUCCUGGAAACUGUUGCCAGAGUAACCCACGUCCCUCAUGACGUGGAGAUCAGUAUGGAGGCCAACCCCACAUCAGCUGCAGCUUCCAGGCUGGCCGAGUUCAAGGAGGCUGGGAUCACUAGACUGUCUCUCGGGGUGCAGGCGUUAUGUGACAGUGACCUGCGGAUUCUGGGAAGAGACCACACGGCUCAAGAAGCCCUUCGGAGCCUGGAGGAGGCCAGGAAACUGUUUCCUGGUAACACAUCUAUUGACAUCAUAUUUGGGCGCCCAGGCCAGAGUGUGGAAUCAUGGGAGGAAGAGCUGGAGGAACUGGUAGCAUUGUGUGAUCACCAUGUGUCACUCUAUCAAUUGACAUUGGAGAGGGGAACAGCUCUUUACAAACAGGUCCAGGAGCAGGCCCUGAGCAUUCCUGAGCAAGAGGAAUUGGCAGAAAUGUACCAAGCAGCAAGGAGAAUUCUGGGAAAGGCAGGAUUCCUUCAAUACGAAGUAUCAAACUUUGCUAAAAGUGGAGCUGUGUGUGAGCAUAACCUUGGUUAUUGGAGAGGAAGGCAGUAUCUUGGCGUGGGCCCAGGUGCCCACGGCAGGUUUAUACCCUGGGGUGAGGAAAAAUCUCUGCGAGAGGCCAGGAUACAGACCCUGGAACCUGACGACUGGCUCAGGGAAGUGAGACAGUUUGGUCAUGGAACCAGGAAGCGAGUGCAGCAGACUGAAUUGGACAUAUUGGAGGAAUUGCUGGUUUUGGGGCUCCGAAUGAACGAUGGAAUUACACAUCAGCUUUGGUUGCAGUGUUCACCCGGUUUGAGUUUACAGCAAGCAGUGGGGGAUUCGCCUGAAGUGAAGCAGUAUCUGGAGAAGCAGCUACUUGUUCUGGACAACAGAGGGCUGCGGUGUUCCUGGGAAGGUCUGGCAUUACUUGACAUGCUGUUACCCGCUCUCCUCCUCCAACUACAACUCUCCUACCAGAAAUCAGUCACUCACUCCCUGCCUUCGACUGGCUCUGUUCCUCAGGCACUGGGAUCAACAACAACUGCUCACACGUAGAGAGAAACAUAAGUAACACAAAAAAAAAUGUCUUGAGGAGCUUCAUGAGAAAGUUCCAGGAAGUGUGAAGGAAAACAGACAACAAGUAAGGGAGGUAUUUAGGGUAUGUAGCAAAAAACAUGAUCAAGGAUGUAGUUUAAGGUCUAUCAUAAAGGAGGAGAGCACAGGGUAGAGUACCAAAGGGAUUUGUGGGUUAGGAAUUCUGAACCUAGCUUGCUGAAGGCAUACAUGGGGGAAGUGAAGGUUUUGUAGGACAGGCGGGAUAAAUGGAGAGGGCUGGGUGUGGAGGGAGUUACAGAGAGCAGAGGUAGAUGGGAGUAAGAAGCUGGGGACUUUGAAACAAAGGUGUGAAUUUUCAUUUAGCUUCAUAUGCAACUGACAUGGUAUGAGGAAUUAAUUGCUAAAAGGGGC